Messenger RNA from Anopheles coustani, 555 nucleotides. RefSeq lists its product as uncharacterized. Lineage: Eukaryota; Metazoa; Arthropoda; Insecta; Diptera; Culicidae. The record is from RefSeq and is a predicted model, not a curated record.
AUGUUCAAAUCAAAGGGUGUUAUUUCGGUAACACUAUGGUGCACGUUGUCAGUAGGCUUUGUCACUUCAAAGCUUAUUGUACAAAUGUCACGAGUUGAAGUUAUCAACCACAGGAUGGACAUAGUGAAUGCUACGGCUAGCAUCAGACGAAUCGGAACGCGUGGAAACUACGUCGCCGAUUUUACCGUUGCCGUGUUUAAACAACUUACCGAUUUGCAGGUUACCACCUCGUACUACAUCCCCGCGUUCGAUGGAAGCUUAGAUAAACCCAUCUACAACCGUACGGUCAACUUCUGUACGUACCUGAGACGGCCCGGAACCGAUCGGAUUCUGCAGAUGAUCUACGAAGAUCUAAACCGGCGCGGAAAUCUGCCAAAAAGUUGCCCCGUUACCAUCGGCACGUACUCGUUCAACACGAGCUUCGACAGCUUCCGAUUGCCAGGGUUUCUGCCGGAGAGCAACUUUCGUUUCGAUUUGAAUUUUCACCAACGGCGUGAGCCUUACUUUGACUCUAACUGGUUCGAUUCGUCGUUCUGGCUCGAGAACUUCUAUUGA